CAAACCGGAGGCAGGGGCCUGGCCACGGUGACCCCAGGGCCCGGGGCGGACGCCAAACCGGGCGGGGGCCCAGCGCCGAGCCCGGAAGGGGCCCGGCCGGGCGGAAAGGGGCCGGGAACAAUUCGGAGACAGAAAGAGGAAGCGGGCGGGGGGCGGCGGCGGACACUCUGGAAGCCCUCGGAGGGGUCCGCGGCGUCUCUCCUACGACAUGGCCGGCCCCCUGGCCCCCCGAGGCCCCGCGCGGAGCCCCUGUCUCCUCCUCCUGUUCUUCCUCCUCCUCCUCUUCCUCCUCCGCCUGCCCCUGGCCUUGGGGUCUGCGGCCCUAUGGUCUCUCCACUAUCACUUCACGGCCCUGAGCCAACCAGGCCCGGGGCUUCCCCGCUUCUGGGCCUCGGGCUUCCUGGGAGAGGAGCUGGUGGUGACGUUCAAAGCGGCCGGCACCGGGGGCCAGGAAGGCCAGGCCGAGGCCCAGGGGCCCUGGAAAUUUGAACUCCUCCCUCCCUGGGCCUGGGAGCAAGAGACCACGGAUCUCCGGAGCCGCCACGCGGAGAUGGAGAAGGCUCUGGCCGCCAUCGUGGAGCAAGCCGGUCCUGGAAUCGGAAACGGGGGGCUCCCAGGGUCGCACACGCUCCAGGGCCUGGUCAGCUGUGCGCUCCGAAAGGACAACAGAACCGAGGGCGUCUCCCGCUUCGGCCUGGAUGGGCGCGACCUGCUGACCUUGGACCACCUGACGACCCCAGAGGCCACCUGGGUGGGGGCCGGGCCCGCGGCCGACAGCGUCCGGAAAGCCUGGGGGUCUCAACAAGCUGAGAAGGAGGUGGGCUUUCUGCAGGUGACGUGCCUCAAGCGCCUGCAGAACCACCUGAAAACCGGCCGGGGGAACUUGGCGUGGACAGAGGCUCCCACGGUCCGCAAGUCCACCCGCCGCUCCCCGGGCCAGAACACUACGCUCCUCUGCCGGGCCUUCACCUUCCACCCCCCCGACCUCCGCCUCUCCUGGCUGCGGGACGGCGCGGUGCUGCCGGGGGAGACCCGGGCCCAGGCGCCCCUCCCCAGCGGGGAUGGAACGUUCCAGACCUGGGAGGUCCUGAAAGUCCCUGAGGGAGAGGAGUGGAGAUACGCCUGCCGCGUGGAGCAUCAGGGCCUGGCCCAACCUGUUAUCCUAACGUGGGAGCAACGAGGCCCUUCCCCGGCCUGGCUCUUUGCGGCCUCCGUCCUGAUCCUGGCCGCGGGGGCGGCGGGGUACCUGGUGUGGAGGAGGAGGAAGCUGGGACCCCCAGCCCUGUGGCUCCGUCUCCGCGGAGAGGACACCGGCUCCCUGCUGCCCGAUCCCGCCACCUCCGACUCGGACGUCCCAUCGGCGGCCAUUUGACGCCCCCCGGGCCUCCCCCCCGGCCCCCGCUCUCUGCCGGUCCCGGGACUCCCCCUCCCCUCCCGGUGUCCUUCUCGGUUUAUUGAACCACA
Messenger RNA from Ornithorhynchus anatinus (platypus), 1464 nucleotides. RefSeq names its product Fc fragment of IgG receptor and transporter (gene FCGRT). Gene Ontology annotation, biological process: immune response. The transcript is spliced from 7 exons. NCBI's taxonomy places the organism in Eukaryota, Metazoa, Chordata, Mammalia, Monotremata, Ornithorhynchidae. The record is from RefSeq and is a predicted model, not a curated record. Bases 209 to 1372 code for a protein of 387 amino acids. Gene Ontology annotation, cellular component: external side of plasma membrane.